CAAUCAGAGAGGAUGGCAUGCCAGGAGGCAGAAACAAAAGCAUCGGACCUGUCCAGAUAUCAGAGGAAGAGAUUGAGAGAAUUAUGUCUGGGCAAGAAUUUGAGGGAGAGGCGAACAUGUCAUGGAGCAACAACGGAGACAGUGACCAUAGUUCCCCUGGAAAUGGAGUUUCUGAGAGCAACCAGCCUUCACCUGUUUCUACUCCAUCUUCAAGGUCCGUGGAGCUGAAUGGAUUCGCUGCACUCAGGGAUCAGUAUAUCGGGACGCCGGUGUCCACGCACUAUCAGUACCUCCCGCACCUUUUUAGCUAUUCUGCUCACUCGGCUCUCAUGCCCCCCCAAACGCGCAGCCUGGACCCCCAGUCGCACAGCCUCAUCAAUCAGUUAGUGUCAGCAGAGGACCUGGAGCCGCUCGGCACGCCGAUGCUCAUCGAGGACGGGUAUAAAGUGACUCAGGCAGAGCUGUUUGCGUUGUUGUGUCGUCUGGCGGAUGAAUUGCUUUUCAGGCAGAUUGCUUGGAUCAAGAAGCUGCCGUUCUUCUGCGAACUCUCCAUCAAGGACUAUACCUGCCUGCUCAGCUCUACGUGGCAGGAGCUGAUCCUGCUGUCCUCGCUGACUGUUUACAGCAAGCAGAUCUUUGGUGACCUUGCGGACGUCACCUCCAAGUACUCUCCCUCUGACGAUGAGCUGCACAGAUUCAGUGAAGAGGGGAUGGAGGUGAUGGAGCGGUUGAUCUACCUCUUUCGCAAAUUUAACCAGUUGAAGGUCAGCAACGAGGAGUACGCGUGUAUGAAAGCCAUUAACUUCCUAAAUCAAGACAUCAGGGGUCUGACUAAUGCGUCCCAACUGGAGCAGCUGAAUAAGCGGUAUUGGUAUGUUUGCCAGGACUUCACGGAGUACAAAUACCCACACCAGCCAAACCGUUUUCCGGAUUUAAUGAUGUGUUUGCCAGAGAUACGAUAUAUUGCAGGAAAAAUGGUGAAUGUCCCCCUGGAGCAGCUGCCUCUCCUGUUUAAGGCCGUUCUACAUUCCUGCAAGACGAGUGUGAGCAAAGAGUGAGCCCAGCUCGCCCCGGCCGGUGCCUUACACUGUGCCUCAGGCAGGGAGCUGGCUCACCUCGGGAGAGGGGCAAACGCGAUCCAGGCAGGAGACGGGGCGGUGGGCGUCCCGGCCAUUGUAGCAAGAAUCUUUUUUGUUUGUUUUUGUUUUUUUACUCUUUUUCCUAUAUAUUUAUUUCACGACAGAGUUGAAUGUAUGAUCUUCAACACGAUGCACAUGGUUCUGUAUGAAUGCAGCAGAUGCAUUCUCCAGCGGUUUACAGAAUGUGAAGAUGUUUAAUGUUACAGUGUUUAUUAGGGUUAGUUCUUUUGUAUUUGGGGGCUGGGGACCGAGAUGACCAAGACUACCUCAAGGAGAAGAUGCUGUUCGCGCACUGCUCUUUCCAUGAUUUGUAUCCAAAAGCGUUUGUCGUAGAGAGCAAACGGCCUCACAGCAUCGACAGAGCUGUUGGUAUCCCAAAUGGACGAUUUCGGAGAAGUGGGUGUUAGAGAAGUGCCAAGCUUUUUUUCUUUAA
Molecule: messenger RNA, 1572 nt
Organism: Cariama cristata (Red-legged seriema)
Lineage: Eukaryota; Metazoa; Chordata; Aves; Cariamiformes; Cariamidae
Gene: NR6A1
Product: nuclear receptor subfamily 6, group A, member 1
Exons: 7
Source: RefSeq, a predicted model, not a curated record